This is a messenger RNA of Drosophila melanogaster (fruit fly), 2331 nucleotides long. It is a transcript of the gene inaD, whose product is annotated as inactivation no afterpotential D. NCBI's taxonomy places the organism in Eukaryota, Metazoa, Arthropoda, Insecta, Diptera, Drosophilidae. Bases 197 to 2257 code for a protein of 686 amino acids. The record is from RefSeq and is marked reviewed. Gene Ontology annotation, cellular component: rhabdomere. The transcript is spliced from 9 exons.
AGUUUAGGCGCACUUUUCAAUGGACUCAAAUCGGGCGCAGCCAACGCGGAAUAUUCACAAAUAAUAAUUAAGUGAAAACCCAUAACAAUAAAUAUUCGAUAUUACAUUUGAGCUUAAUUCGGUGCGCUUAAUGUCCGGUCAGUGAGUCGCGAGUUUUUGGCUAGGAUUACGGAGCAGUCGAUCUCAAGCAGCGAGGAUGGUUCAGUUCCUGGGCAAACAGGGCACCGCGGGUGUUUUUAUUUCAUUUGGAAUGCACAAUCCUUUCCCAGAGCUCAUUCACAUGGUGACCCUGGACAAGACGGGCAAGAAGUCCUUCGGCAUCUGCAUAGUGCGCGGCGAGGUGAAGGAUUCGCCCAACACCAAGACCACCGGCAUCUUCAUCAAGGGCAUUGUGCCCGACAGUCCCGCGCAUCUGUGUGGUCGCCUAAAGGUUGGCGAUCGGAUCCUCUCGCUCAACGGAAAGGAUGUGCGCAACUCCACCGAACAGGCGGUCAUCGAUCUCAUCAAGGAGGCGGACUUCAAGAUCGAACUGGAGAUUCAGACCUUCGACAAGAGCGAUGAGCAGCAGGCCAAGUCAGAUCCGCGGAGCAAUGGCUACAUGCAGGCCAAGAACAAGUUCAACCAGGAGCAGACCACCAACAACAAUGCGUCCGGAGGUCAGGGAAUGGGGCAAGGUCAGGGUCAGGGUCAGGGAAUGGCUGGCAUGAACCGGCAGCAAUCGAUGCAGAAGCGGAAUACCACAUUCACGGCCUCGAUGCGUCAGAAGCAUAGUAACUACGCCGACGAGGAUGACGAGGACACCCGGGACAUGACCGGUCGCAUUCGCACGGAGGCGGGUUAUGAGAUCGAUCGAGCAUCCGCCGGUAAUUGCAAACUCAACAAGCAGGAAAAGGAUCGCGACAAGGAGCAGGAAGAUGAAUUUGGCUACACGAUGGCUAAGAUCAACAAGCGGUACAACAUGAUGAAGGAUCUGCGCAGGAUCGAGGUCCAGAGGGACGCCAGCAAGCCACUGGGACUCGCACUCGCUGGCCACAAGGACCGCCAGAAGAUGGCCUGCUUUGUUGCCGGUGUGGAUCCCAACGGAGCAUUGGGUAGCGUGGACAUCAAACCGGGCGACGAGAUCGUCGAGGUCAACGGCAAUGUGCUGAAGAAUCGCUGCCACUUGAACGCUUCCGCCGUGUUCAAGAACGUGGAUGGGGAUAAGCUCGUGAUGAUCACCUCGCGACGCAAGCCCAACGAUGAGGGCAUGUGCGUCAAGCCCAUCAAGAAGUUCCCCACCGCGUCUGAUGAGACUAAGUUUAUCUUCGACCAGUUUCCCAAGGCGCGCACGGUGCAGGUGCGCAAGGAGGGUUUCCUGGGCAUCAUGGUCAUCUAUGGCAAGCACGCUGAGGUGGGAAGUGGCAUUUUCAUCUCGGAUCUGAGAGAGGGAUCGAAUGCCGAGUUGGCGGGCGUGAAAGUGGGCGACAUGCUGCUGGCCGUUAAUCAGGAUGUAACACUGGAAUCCAACUACGAUGAUGCUACUGGACUGCUUAAACGUGCCGAGGGCGUAGUGACCAUGAUUCUAUUGACUCUCAAGAGCGAGGAGGCGAUAAAGGCUGAGAAGGCGGCGGAAGAGAAAAAGAAGGAGGAGGCCAAGAAAGAGGAGGAAAAGCCACAGGAACCCGCCACAGCCGAGAUCAAGCCGAACAAAAAGAUACUCAUUGAGUUGAAGGUGGAAAAGAAGCCAAUGGGCGUCAUCGUCUGCGGCGGCAAGAACAACCAUGUCACGACUGGCUGUGUAAUCACCCACGUUUAUCCGGAGGGACAAGUGGCAGCCGACAAGCGCCUCAAGAUCUUUGACCACAUUUGCGAUAUAAAUGGUACGCCAAUCCACGUGGGAUCCAUGACGACACUGAAGGUCCAUCAGUUAUUCCACACCACAUACGAGAAAGCGGUCACCCUAACGGUCUUCCGCGCUGAUCCUCCGGAGCUGGAAAAGUUUAACGUUGACCUUAUGAAAAAAGCAGGCAAGGAGCUGGGCCUGUCGCUUUCUCCCAACGAAAUUGGAUGUACCAUCGCGGACUUGAUUCAAGGACAAUACCCGGAGAUAGACAGCAAACUGCAGCGCGGCGAUAUUAUCACCAAAUUCAAUGGCGAUGCCUUGGAGGGUCUUCCGUUCCAGGUGUGCUACGCCUUGUUCAAGGGAGCCAACGGCAAGGUAUCGAUGGAAGUGACACGACCCAAGCCCACUCUACGUACGGAGGCACCCAAGGCCUAGAGACGAUCCUCAUUCUCCUCCUCCGGUAGCGAAGCAGUGCAGCAAUUCAAUAAAAGAACCAACAAUUCGAAUUC